AUGAUUAAGAAUUUUUUCAACAGUUUAGUUGGCGCUUCCGAGUCGGCCGAAACUAAACAAGUAUCCACAGCGUCGGACUCUAAAAAUCCAAUAUAUCAGUUUAAAUUGGUGAUUCUCGGGGACACGUUUGUAGGAAAGAGCUGCCUAGUGGGUAGAUUUGUCAAAAACAGUUUUAUGGAGUUCCAGGAAUCAACGAUUGGAGGUACCGCCAAACCAUCUACGCACUCAUUAACGAAUAAUUUAGCCGCUUUCAUGACACAAACUGUGAGAUUAGACGAUUGUACAGUAAAGUUUGAAAUAUGGGAUACUGCAGGGCAGGAAAGAUACAGAACUCUUGCUCCCAUGUACUACAGGGGAUCUGCAGCCGCCAUUAUAGUAUAUGAUAUAACAUUAAAGGAGUCCUUUAAUCAAGCGAAGAGUUGGAUCAAGGAGCUGAAGUCCUACGUGGAGCCGAACAUCAUCCUAGUGCUUAUUUUUAUUUCCAGAUGGUUCAAGACUUUGCUUCCGCCAACAACUGUCUGUUCAUGGAGACUUCUGCCAAAAUUAAUUCCAAAGGGCAAGAGGUUACAUGAGUUUCAUGAGGGGUUUAAGAUGGACAACCGGGGCAGUCAGAACAAACUUAAGUGUUGCAGCGCCUGA
Messenger RNA from Theileria orientalis strain Shintoku, 639 nucleotides. RefSeq names its product Rab5 GTPase. NCBI's taxonomy places the organism in Eukaryota, Apicomplexa, Aconoidasida, Piroplasmida, Theileriidae. The coding region runs from base 1 to 639 and encodes 212 amino acids. Gene Ontology annotation, biological process: intracellular protein transport. Gene Ontology annotation, molecular function: GTP binding; GTPase activity. The record is from RefSeq and is a predicted model, not a curated record. Gene Ontology annotation, cellular component: endocytic vesicle; endosome; endomembrane system. The transcript is spliced from 6 exons.